CAAUUCCUUACCUUGGACCACUGUAAAAAUCGAAACUUCUUACGUCAAUCUUCAUCAAGGCUACACCCCAGUAUGUCCGACAAAGUGAGGAGGCUGCUGGUUCUUCUGCUGAUCAUCCUGAAGGAAGCUGGACCGACCGCAGCACAGGACUGCAGCAGCAGCAGCUGUUUAUCAUCAAUCUGUGACUGCAGCAACAGAUUGCCUGGUCUUACCAGUGUUCCUCAGGACCUGCCUACAAACAUCACUUGGCUUGACUUACGGGGCAACGCCAUCACAACCUUAAGUCAGUCUGAUUUCUCAAUUUACAAGAGCUUGACAAGCUUAGAUUUUGGUUCCAAUCAGAUCUCCAUGCUCCAGAACAAAACAUUCCACAACUUAACCAGCCUAACUCACCUGUACGUUAACAAAAACCAAAUAACCUCUCUCCCAGCUGACAUGCUGGUUGGACUUGGUGACCUGCGGUCAUUGGAUCUUGAUGACAACCAGUUAUCUAGUCUCCCAGCCGACAUAUUUUUGGGACUCGGUAACCUCGAGACAUUGGGCCUUUACAAUAACCAGUUGACUCAUGUAAGGGCGAACACAUUUGCCGGACUUGGUAACCUACAGAAUUUACAUCUUUCCCAGAACCUGUUGACUAAUAUUCCAGCUAACAUAUUUGCUGGACUUGGUAAACUACAGACCUUGCAUCUAGACCGAAACAUGUUAACUAAUCUCCCAACUGCCAUAUUUGCAGGACUAGGCAACCUGAACCAGUUGUUUCUUUUCGAAAAUCAGUUUACUACUCUCCCAGCUGACAUAUUUGUCGGACUUGGUAAUCUUCAGGACUUGCGUCUUUCCCAGAACAAGUUGUCUAGUCUGCCAGUUGACAUAUUUGCAGGACUUGGUAACUUAAAGACACUUGUCUUAGGUGGGAAUGGCAUACGCAAUAUCGAGGCAGGCACCUUCUGUGGAACAACAAAACUUCAUUAUCUAUACCUUGGUAACAACAAAAUUAAGACCAUCACAGCCGGCACAUUUCAGAGUCUCCGUCAGCUUCAAACGCUCCAUCUCUUCAGUAAUAACAUGAACACCUUUCCGUUAGAACCCUUGUCAAAUCUUUCUUCAGUGUCUAAUCUUAGAUUAGAUCUUAAUCAAAUGGAGACACUUCCAGCUAUGGCCUAUGACAUACUGGCUUCCAUUCUGACUGUUAGAAUUGAGAACAACCCCUGGCAGUGUGACUGUAGCAUGCUUCCCUUUAGACAGAGGAUGAACGGGUCCUACUUAUUUGAAAACCAGAUCAGAUGUGCUGGACCUGGUACCCUUACAGGGCAACUCUUACGGGAUUUAAAUCCUGAAGACCUCAUCUGUGAUCAUAAAGAGAUAGAAAGCAGUGCUGGCCCUACCGGCGAUGGCAUCGCCCUGCCUACAGCCCUUCUUGCUGUGCUGUGUGCUUUUCUUGGGCUAUGCAUGAAUCCACUCUUGCCUUGA
Branchiostoma floridae (Florida lancelet) is the source of this 1467-nucleotide messenger RNA. RefSeq names its product carboxypeptidase N subunit 2-like. The record is from RefSeq and is a predicted model, not a curated record. The transcript has 2 exons. NCBI's taxonomy places the organism in Eukaryota, Metazoa, Chordata, Leptocardii, Amphioxiformes, Branchiostomatidae. Bases 73 to 1467 code for a protein of 464 amino acids. Gene Ontology annotation, molecular function: protein binding.